UUUAAACUUUUAUUCUUCAAUUGUAUUUUAAAUAAAAGGGUGGCAAGAAAUAAAGAGAAAAAGAGUUGAUUAAAGAUUAAAGAGUCUUGAUUGAUGCCAUGAUGCUCCCAAUUUACAUCACUGCUUUGUGUGUUCUACAUUUUUCUUCUUGUUUUCCAUUACAAGAUGAUUAUAACAAGGAGCACACUGUUAUUGUGUUUGGAUUCAGUGGACUUAGAUGGGAUUUUUUAAAGAACACAGAGUUACGUGCGUUUAAACAUCUUUUGAAUCAUGGCGCGAUUGCGAGACGGAAAAUCGAUGCUUUUCAAACUGAAAGUUUGCCAUCUUUUACCACUUUGGUUACUGGGCUCCAUCCGGAGUCUCAUGGAAUGAUGGCAAAUAAGAUGAAAGACAGAAAAAGCGGCGAGUUGUUUGAUGUAGAAAACACAGAUUUAAAAUGGUGGAAAAAUGUUGAACCAGUUUGGGUAACAAACUCCAAGAAUGGGAGUUAUAGCGCGUUGUGUUAUUGGCCAGGUUUUGAUGCAAAUCACAAGGGAAAUAAAACUAAAUACUAUUGUUCAAAAGAACAUACUGUGGACCCAUUCAAAGAGUUAAUAUAUAAAGAAAAAAUACAUCGUAACGUCAUGAGUUUUGAAGAGAGGUUAGAAAAAGUCAAAACAUGGCUACAACUCAAGAAUAAGAGACCAACAUUUAUCGGCGUUUAUUUCGAGGAGCCCUUAAAGUCCAUGAUGGAAUUCGGUUUAGGCUCUAAUGAAACAAAAAUCGCUUUCCAAAGCAUUAACAACGUCACUCAAGCAAUGAUUGACUUUUUAAAGAAGCACAAAAAGUUUGAAAGUUACAAUUUUAUUGUGACUGGCGAAUCUGGUGUAACCGAAUUGAAAAAACACCAGGAGAUUUACCUUCAGGAUUAUUUGGAUGAUAAUGACGUAAGCAAGUACACCAUAGUUGACGACGGACCUAUUAUGAGCAUUUUCCCAAAAAGAGAUCAAGAUCGUGAAUAUCUCCUUAACAAAUGGACCGGCGCUCACAAGCAUUUCACUGUAUAUAAUGGAGAUAAACUACCAAAAUCGUUUCAUUACACCAAUGAAAAUCUAACGGCACCGAUUAUUAUUGUUGCUGAUGAAACAUGGCGGCUAUACGACAGUCGUGUUGUUGAUAGCAAAAAAGCUUUAAUGGGUUUCGACGGUAAAUUUCCAUCUGCACAUUCAUUGUUUUUAGCGCACGGCCCGGCUUUCAAAAAUAUCGAUGUUGAUGCUAUUGGUAACGUAGACGUGUAUGCGAUGCUUUGUGAAGCAUUAAAAAUAAAGCCCCAUCCACACUCUGGAAAUAAGACGAAUAUAGAUAAAUUUAUGAAAAGGAAGGAAAAAUGGUACGUUACGAUUGUAAAGAAGGUGACCAACUCAACAACAGGAUUAACCGUUGCAAUCAUCGUAGCGGUGAUAUUAUUAUUCAUAGCGCUGUACUUGAUCAUUGCAGCUAUUUACAAGACGAUCGGAUGGUGUUCUUGUGCUAAAUACCCUCUAAAAGUGAAAAUCAAGUCACCUGGAAAAAGCAAGAAAGGAAAUGGCGGACAGCAUUUGCUAUCGGACGAUGAAGUUUCGUCCGAUGCCUGUGAAAGUGAUGAAGACUUUGGUUUAGGAAAAAAGUAACUGAACUGGUUACUUUACAGAACAAUACAAAGACGAUAAAUUUUGUUAAUUUAUUAGCAACGCAUUUUUUGGCGCGAAGAGACGUAGAUUAAUUACAUGCAAAUGCAUGCAACGAUUUAAAAGUGAGAUGUAUGGAUAAAGUGAUGAAUGGUUUUCGUUUUUGAAACUGAACAAUUGUUAUGACUCAAUCAAAUUAUGUAAUUACAUCUUUUGUGUAGCGUAAUUAGAAUUAAUAAUAAUUUCACUUUCUUUGAUUGGAAAGCAACAUACAAAGUCCGUAUUUUUAAAGGAAACAGUGUGUUUAUGUGUCAAUCCUUGGUACGUUUUCUUCUCACUUGCCUCUCUAAAAAUUUUCGUGAGGAUAAAGGAAUAUCAAAAUUUAAAUGUCAAAAUCAUUGAACAUAAACAUCUUGA
Molecule: messenger RNA, 2063 nt
Organism: Hydractinia symbiolongicarpus
Lineage: Eukaryota; Metazoa; Cnidaria; Hydrozoa; Anthoathecata; Hydractiniidae
Product: ectonucleotide pyrophosphatase/phosphodiesterase family member 5-like
Exons: 1
Coding region: 99-1649 (516 amino acids)
Source: RefSeq, a predicted model, not a curated record